This is a messenger RNA of Episyrphus balteatus (marmalade hoverfly), 1305 nucleotides long. RefSeq lists its product as uncharacterized. The record is from RefSeq and is a predicted model, not a curated record. NCBI's taxonomy places the organism in Eukaryota, Metazoa, Arthropoda, Insecta, Diptera, Syrphidae. The transcript is spliced from 2 exons. The coding region runs from base 210 to 1187 and encodes 325 amino acids.
GUCGCUUCUGCAACCAACAUAGCAUAUUUUUUUUACACUAUAUAUUGUAGAUAAAAUACACCAUUAUAUUGUUUUGGUGAAGGUUUUACACCAUGUGAAAAUAAAAUGAACUAAAAUACAUAAAAAUAAACAACAAAAUGUACCUAAUUGAAAUUUUUCAGUCGCCAUUUAAUUCUUAAAGAGCCCACAGCGUGUUUAAAUCAACAAAAAUGAGUUCCUUGAAUUUAAAUAAUUAUUUGAAGUGUUAUCGAAGAAGGAAAAACUUUUUAAAAAAAUUAAGAAAUAGUGUCCAACCAGUUAAUAACAUUCAGCAAAAUCAUCGAAACUUAUUCGGAAAUUGGUCAAACAUUAACUUUUAUAUUCGGCCAAAAAGCUCUAGAAAUUGUUCAUUAUCUGGAAAAAAUAUUAUUACAAAUGAACCCAAUAUUAUACCACAGUCAAAUGAAAUAUUAAUGAACUCAGUUUCGAAUGAUGUCGAUCUACCAAACGAAGGGGAGGUACUUCAAUUUUUAAAGUCCAAUUCAAAAGAAGCAAAUGUUUUGAAAUACUGCUUGGCAGGAGUUUCAAAUAUUAUCAACCAAAACAUGGCCAGCACCGAAGCAUCCAUCCAAGAAAUGAAAAACACUGUCGAAUACCUUGGUGGUGAAGUGUUUGCUCUACAACGAAUAAUUAAAUCAGAGCCAUUGACCAUAUCAAAGGUUAAAGAAGAGAAACGUUCCAUGGUUUUUAAUUCGGGAGCAGAGGAAUGGGUUGCAUCUGAAUAUUCUGAAGGCCUAUCAUUUCCAAGGUUACCAAUCACUUCCAUUGAUGUGUUGAAUCGCUUCAACGAGGAAUUGAGUGAAGAUGAUUACUUUCAAAAAGCUACAGAAUACAUUCUAUCAAAACUGAAGCUAGUCAAAAACACGACAAAACAAUUCACACGAAGAACGCAACUUAAAUCAAUGCUCUUUUCUGAGUCCCUCCUAAGAACGUGCUCUUGGAAAAUAGCCGUUGCUAAAAAACCUCACAAGUUUUUUAAGCUAAGCGCUGUCUUAUCCUUGUUUAUUAGUGUUGUUAACGCAAAUGUUGACCAAGAAAUUGAUUUAAACGGCACCCAAAAAUAUUUUCGUGAUUUGUUGAAGAGGAAACAGAACGUUGAACCGAAAGUAGCAAAAAAGAAGAAGUUAAAUACAAAUUUGGACAAAUAGGAUGAAGAACAGGAAGAGGAUCCGGAACCAGAAAAGGCCGAUGAAUAUGAAAAAUGAAAUUUAAAAAUGUAAAAAAUAUAUGGAAAAUAUAUGAAUUUAUAAUAAAUUUUUUUUUUUU